Molecule: messenger RNA, 1626 nt
Organism: Miniopterus natalensis
Lineage: Eukaryota; Metazoa; Chordata; Mammalia; Chiroptera; Miniopteridae
Source: RefSeq, a predicted model, not a curated record
AUGAUGGAGACCUCGGUGACGUUUAUGGUGGUGAUGGAGACGCACAGAGGAGAAGAGCUGGCAGGCGUGGCCACUGCUUGGAUGUGGGUGUUACAGCAGCAACAGGGAACUCAGUCAGACAUCCAAGGCAGACCUGAGGGCAAAGAGCAGGUGGCGCUGGUGAUUGGGGGCAUCAUUGGGGGUCUGCUGCUGCUGGGUGUGAGCUGCUGCUUCUGGAGGAGGUUUUGUGCCACAGUCGCCUACAAGGAGCUGCCCCACACCGAGGCUGCCUCCCCCCGGCAGGGACACAAGCUCUGCCCCCUGCAUGCCAGGACCCAGACAAGCAGGCCACCAGAUGUGCCAUUUGUGGUGCCCCCUUCCCUUCAAAGCCAAGACUGGGUGCCCCUGCACAGCACAGAAUGGGCCCAGGUGCAACAGGACCCCUGCCCAGCCUCGGAGCUCGUCCCCAACACCACCGGCAACAACCUUGAUGUGUGUGUGGUGGGGACCAUCAACCCAGAGCUGUACAAGUUUCCGGAGGACAAGAGUGAGACCGACUUCCCAGAGGGUUGCCUGGGGCGGCUGUGGUUCUCUGUGGAAUACCAGUGGGAGGCUGAACGACUGCAGGUGGGCCUGAUCAAGGCACAGCGGCUCCAAGCCCCCUCAGAAACCUGCAGCCCCCUGGUGAAGCUCCACCUGCUGCCAGACAAGCGACGCUUCCUCCAGUCCAAGACCAAACGCAAAACCUCCAACCCACAGUUUGAUGAGCACUUCGUCUUCCAGGUGUCCAGCCAGAGUGUCACUCAGAGGGUGCUGAGAUUCUCGGUGUACCAUGUGGACAGUCGGAGGAAGCAUCAGCUCCUGGGUCAGGUGCUGUUCCCCCUGAAGAAUGAAGCCCUGGGGGCCGACUGUGGGCGCAUUCUCUGGAGAGACCUGGAGGCCGAGAGCCUGGAGCCUCCUUCGGAGUUCGGGGACCUCCAGUUCUGCCUCAGCUACAAUGACCGCCUGAGCCGCCUCACCGUGGUCGUGCUGCGAGCCCAGGGCCUGAAGCUCCAGGACCACAGGAGUUUUGCCAGGGUGUUUGUUCAAGUGUCACUGAUGAACCACAACAAGUUUGUCAAGUGCAAGAAGACGUCGGCCGUGCUGGGCUCUGCCAACCCCGUGUACAGUGAGACCUUCAGCUUCAAGGCUGACCCCAAGGAACUGGACACGGCCAGCCUGAGCCUGACUGUGCUGCAGAGCGCCCCCGGGGAUGGGCCAGGAGAGGUUGCUGAGCACUCAGAGAGCCAGCAGCUGGGCCGGGUGGUGGUGGGCCCCUACAUGUACGCCCGGGGCAAGGAGCUGGAGCACUGGACCACGAUGCUCAGCAAGCCCAGGGAGCUGGUGAAGCGCUGGCACGCCCUCUGCUGCCCCGCGGAGUCCUGACCUCCGGACCUCCUGACCCGCGGACUCUCCACAGCCCUGGGAGAGUUCUACCUUCCAGCCUCUCACUGGACUGUGGGGCCCACCUGAGCCAGGGGGUGUGAGUGCUGACAUGGGGGAGAGAGGUGACUACUCCCCAGCCUGGGAGACCUUCCCAGCUCACUCCAGCUCCCUUCCUAAGGCUGCCUGGGUCCGAGCAGUCUUGCAUUCAUUCCUUGCAUUCAU